AUGUGUCUGCCAUAGUCGCGGUGCAUUGUGGGGAGGUUGUGGUCCUCCAGCGGCUCGGUUCGGAAUAAUGUCUGCCUCGGAGGCAGCGGACGGUUCUUCCACGGGAUUAUGCCCGAGCUUCGCCGUGAUCUGCUCGUUUCUGGAGCGGUAUGGAGCUCUGCUGGACCUGCCGGAGGUGUCGUUCCCGAUGCUGGAGCGCAGUCUGCAGGAGAGCAGCGCGGUACCCAAACUCCUCGUGGACCUUCACGUGAAGUUGCUGAGGAAAAUUGGCAAGUCUGUGUCUGCAGACAGAUGGGAGAAGAAUCUCAUUAAGAUCUGUCAGGAUUUUAACACCACAUGGGCAUGGGAGCUGGAAAAGAAGGGUUAUCGAGAGAUGACAGUGGAGUGUAAGACUGGAAUACUGAAGUACUUGUGUGAAUGCCAGUUUGAUGACAAUGUCAAGUUUAAGACCGCUAUCAAUGAAGAGGACCCGGAUAAAAUGCGUCUUCAGCCAAUCGGAAAAGACAAAGACGGCCUCAUGUACUGGUUUCAGCUAGACCAAGACCAUAAUGUGAGGAUCUAUGUGGAAGAACAGGAUGAUCUUGAUGGGUCAUCCUGGAAGUGUAUAGUAAGAAAUAGAAACGACCUGGCUCAGAUUCUUGGUCUGUUGAAGACUCAGAUUGAUCCAGCGCUUUUAGUAAAGAAGGAUCAGGAGGGCUCGUCUAGUAACAGUCCCGACCCAGACGGUGAGGAGAACAAGAAGAAAGAGGGAGCUGAAGAGGAGAUCAGAGAUGAGAAGUCACAAGACGACUUAUCCACUUCUGAAAAUAAGGAAAACAUCUUGGAGAAAGAAAAUGCAAAGCAAGAAGAUGCAGAGGCCACAGAUGCUUUAUCGGAAAAGGGCUUGAAGGUGAAGGAAGAGUUGCCGAAACAUUCGGAGACGUCAAAUUGCACUGGUGUUAUUGCUGGAUCUAUCAAAGAAGAGCCACAGGAUGAGGAGGAGAAAGUCAAGGACUUGUCAACACAGAUGGAUGACGUGAAAAGAAAAACCUUAGAAGAGACUCAGAGAACUUUGAAAAAUGACCAUCAAGCUAAAAUCCCUCUAAAAAAGCGAGAGAUGAAACUAACCGAAGACUUCGACAGCAACUGUGCAGGAUUACGAAAUGCACCUGUCGCUUCGGUGAAAGAAUCACAAACGUGUUUCGACGACAACCGAUUGAGUGCUGAAAAGAUCAACGGCCAUGUCCCUCACCUUAAACCAUCUGAAAGUGAAACGCAAAAAGGUUCAGAGAGUGUUUCAGAAAAUACCCCAUGUGUCUCAGAUGAGUCCAAUGAGAGAAAAAAGCAUGCUAAGAACGACCAGAUAGAAGAUAAGAUGGACACCAAUGAAACCAGAUUGUGUGCCGAAGAGCAGAUGGAAGUGGAGAAGCCUGGGAAAUCUUGUGAUGCCAGCGCAGAAACUCCUCAACCUCACGAAAAGAUCUCAACAGAAAGUGGGCAGUCAGAAAAGACUGAUGGUUCUGAAGAAGUACCUGAAAAUAAAAAAUCCCCCACUUGUGAAAAUAUGGAAACUACAGAAGGAAAUACAUCAUCACUCCCUGAAGAGUCAACAAAAGAUCUCUCAAAAGAAGAACCAGUUAAAGAUCUCCCAAACAAAGAGUCAAUGCAAGAUCUCUCAAAAGAAGAAUCAAUUAAAGAUCUCUCAAACAAAGAGUCAAUUAAAGAUCUCCCAAAAGAAGAAUCAAUUAAAGAUCUCCCAAAAGAAGAAUCAAUUAAAGAUCUCUCAAACAAAGAGUCAAUGCAAGAUCUCUCAAAAGAAGAAUCAAUUAAAGAUCUCUCAAAAGAAGAAUCAAUUAAAGAUCUCUCAAAAGAAGAAUCAAUUAAAGAUCUCCCAAACAAAGAAUCAAUUAAAGAUCUCCCAAACAAAGAGUCAAUGCAAGAUCUCUCAAAAGAAGAAUCAAUUAAAGAUCUCUCAAAAGAAGAAUCAAUUAAAGAUCUCCCAAACAAAGAGUCAAUGCAAGAUCUCUCAAACAUGGAGUCAAUGCAAGAUCUCUCAAAAGAAGAAUCAAUUAAAGAUCUCUCAAAAGAAGAAUCAAUUAAAGAUCUCCCAAACAAAGAGUCAAUGCAAGAUCUCUCAAACAAAGAGUCAAUGCAAGAUCUCUCAAAAGAAGAAUCAAUUAAAGAUCUCCCAAAAGAAGAAUCAAUUAAAGAUCUCCCAAAAGAAGAAUCAAUUAAAGAUCUCCCAAACAAAGAGUCAAUGCAAGAUCUCUCAAAAGAAGAAUCAAUCAAAGAUCUCCCAAAAGAAGAAUCAAUUAAAGAUCUCCCAAACAAAGAGUCAAUGCAAGAUCUCUCAAAAGAAGAAUCAAUUAAAGAUCUCCCAAAAGAAGAAUCAAUUAAAGAUCUCUCAAAAGUAGAAUCAAUGCAAGAUCUCUCAAACAAAGUGUCAAUUAAAGAUCUCUCAAAAGAAGAAUCAAUUAAAGAUCUCCCAAAAGAAGAAUCAAUUAAAGAUCUCUCAAAAGUAGAAUCAAUGCAAGAUCUCUCAAACAAAGUGUCAAUUAAAGAUCUCUCAAAAGAAGAAUCAAUUAAAGAUCUCUCAAAAGAAGAAUCAAUCAAAGAUCUCCCAAGCAAAGAAUCAAUUAAAGAUCUCCCAAGCAAAGAAUCAAUUAAAGAUCUCCCAAACAAAGAGUCAAUGCAAGAUCUCUCAAACAAAGAGUCAAUUAAAGAUCUCUCAAAAGAAGAAUCAAUUAAAGAUCUCCCAAACAAAGAGUCAAUGCAAGAUCUCUCAAAAAAGGAAGCUACAAAGGAUCUCUCAAAAGAAGAAGCAAAGAAAGAUCACUUAAAAGAAGCAUCGAAAGAUCUGUCAAAACAACAAGCAGUGAAAGAUCUCCCUAACAAAGAAUCAUCAAAAGAUCUGGCGAAAGAACAGCCAAUGAAAGAUCUCACAAAAGAAGAGACAAUAAAUAAUCUCCCAAAAGAAGAGUCACAGAAAGUUCUUUCAGAAGAAAGUCAAAAAUAUCCCAAAAAAGGCCUGGAAGAAAAAGAUUCAAUGGAAACAGAACCAGUCCAGUCAUCUAAAAUGGAGGAGUCCUCUUCCCGUGAAGAAAUCAAACUGCAUUCUGUCACAGAAAAGCCAGAGAAUGUUGACCAAACAAAAACUCGUCAAAGCUCUGCAGACACCACCAUAGAAAAAGAGUGUGCUUCUCCUGUCUCAAAAACGGGAAAACAGAAUAUAUCUGAAGCAGACAAAUCAUCAACCAAUGGGGAAAGGCCGUCUGAAAAUACAGAUGGCCCUCAAGCCAAAGCACAAGAGCAGUCGGUCUCCCCGAAGUUUCUGAUUCAACCUGUUUCUGAUUCAAGUAUCCCAAAAACCACAGAGAAAGUUGAUGGUGAGGACAAAUGUGACACAGCGGAGACGGAUAAAAAUGAGAAUUCGGAAACGACAAAAAAAAAUGAUGGAAAGGGUGAAUCUUCAGAGAAAAAAUUGGUUGAAUCCACCAGUUCUGAAAGAGAACCAGAUUCACAGGAAGGGAACCAAGAGAAGCAAAUGGAAGUGGAUUCAGAGAUCACUAAAGCUGAUGAAGUACAGUCGGCUUCGAGAGCAGGUAAGAAGGAAACUGUGGAUCAAAGCAAACAAUCUGAGCACGACGCAACUUCUGAACAACGUGACGUUCAAGAAAAGAGCGACGCGGCUGCGAGAAGCAGUAAAAGACCAGGACGGCCUCCGAGGAAGUCUCAGGAGAGUCAGGAUGAGGAUAAAACGGGAGAAGAACAAGAAGAAAAGACCAACUCGCGACAGGAAGGCAUUCGUCUGAAGAUCAAAAUCGCAGCUCACAGACGGAAGGCCAAACUCCAGAAAGAAGAUGUCAAGGGAGAUUCGGAGCCGGAGACGACUGAGGGACGAUGCUUGAGGAGAUCUCCGAGAAUCUGCAGGCCCACCGCUAAAGCUGUGGAGAUCCAAGAUAGGAGGGCGGAGCGGAAGCAGACGACUCCAGCGUCGGAGAAAGAAAAGGAUGACGAUGAGGAAAAAGAGGAGGAUGAGGAAUCUGUACAGAGGAAACCCAAGAAAGCUGAGCCAGAUGGCCAAACGAAACCAAAGGUCGGGAGACGUCGAAAACGACAACCGUGGUCUCGCACGAGACGUAAAAAGAAAUGCUCUGAAGAUGACGACGAUGAGGAGGAGAGCGAGAGUGAGUUCGAGGAGACGGAGGAGGACGACAGCGAUGAAGACUAUAAGGUGGAGAAGACCAAGAAGAGAAGGAGAAACCGACACCGCGAGCGGAACAGCUCGGACUCCUCUACCUCUUCAUCAGACGAUGGUCCACCCAAUGACGACCCCUGCAAACACUGUGGCCUUCCCAAUCAUCCCGAGCUGAUACUCCUGUGUGAUUCCUGUGACAGCGGCUACCACACUGCCUGUCUGCGUCCUCCGCUCAUGAUCAUUCCAGAUGGGGAAUGGUUCUGUCCCCCCUGCCAGCAUAAACAACUUUGCGACAGGCUCGAAGAGCAGUUGCUGAAUUUGGAUGCCGCCCUCAAAAAGAAAGAACGUGCAGAGCGAAGAAAAGAGCGACUGGUGUAUGUUGGCAUCAGUUUGGAGAACAUCAUCACACCGUCUGUUGAAGUGGAAGAAGAAAAGGAAGAGGUGGUGGUGAAAGAGGAGACGAAGAAGAGCAAAAGUUGGGGACGUAGAUCAACCAGGGCGAAGAAAUACAUAAGCUACAGAUUUGAUGAGUUUGACGAAGCGAUCGAAGAGGCGAUUGAGGAAGACAUCAAAGAGGCAGAAGGAGGAGGUGCAGGCCGGGGGAAGGACAUGGCGAACAUCACGGGCCACAGAGGGAAGGACAUAUCCACCAUUCUACAGGAGGAAGGGAAGGAGAAUGGCCGGCCGCAGAAACCCAGUGCAGCUCAGAAGAAGAAGCGGCGGCGUCUCAACGAUCUCGACAGCGACAGCACUGUGGACGAGGAAGAGAGCGAAGACGAGUUCCGUCUCAGCGACAGUUCAGAAGAGGAGUUUGUGGCGUCUGAUAACGAGGCAGAGAGUGAAGCAGAAGCCCGGUCCUUUGAGGACAGUGACUUCGGGAGCGAUGCGGGCGGCCCGCAGAUAAGACCUUCAAACAGAAAGGCAACAAGCCGGUAUCGAAACAGAAGGCAGCCGCCACGCAGGAGACGCAGACCCAGAGGAUACUCUGACGAAGAGGAGGAAGAAAGUGAUGAAGAGGAGGAGGAGGAAGAGAUGGUGACAGAAGGCUCUAGUGAAUACAGUGACAGCGAUCUGGACAUCCGCUUUCGACGGUCCCAUCGGAGCCGUAAGCAGCAGGUGAACUACUGUGAAACUUCAGAUUCUGAUGGCUCACAGGCCAGCACCAACAAAGACAAAAAGAAGAAACGCAGGCGUCUUUCCAGCUCUGACAGUGAAGUUAGUUACCAGUCAGCUGAAUCUGAUGAAGACAGGAAGCCCAAGAAGCUGAGAGCGGACUCGUCCGAGGAAGAAUCCAGGAAACGGCGCAGACGCUUGUCCCUUAAACGCCGGAGGCAGUCAGAGGAUGAUGACGAAGACGACGACGAUUCGGACGAAUCCGAGGAAGAGGAGCGGCCCGUCCGGAAGCGCGUGAACCGCAUCGACUCUGACGAAAGUGAAGAUGAGGAGGAGGUGAAGAAGAGCCCGCAGGAGAAAGAGUCAGAGGAAACCGUUGUCAAAGGGCCCAGUCCACUGGACUACAACUUGGUGGAGCUUCCUCCCACUAACGGACAAAGCCCAAUGAAGGGUUUAGAGGGCCUCGUGCCACGACCCGAGGUGGGAGUGACACCGAAAAACGGCAGCGCCCCAUCGGCUGUAUCCUCAGCGCCGAAUGGCCUGGAGAUCCCCGCGCAGGACGAAGAUGAAGACGACCUUUUGGGCGUCACAGACCUCGUAGACUAUGUCUGCAACAGUGAACAGCUAUAACUUCUUUCUUUUUUUACAUUUUUUUUUUUCUCCUCAUCCUGUUUUCAGCACGGAUCAUGUCAACAGUCCCCGUUCAACGUGCCAGCGGAGCAGAUCAGGGACAGCUCGGCGUUGGCGGCACAUUAAUAAUAGCUGUAAAUAUUUUACUGAGCAAGAAGCAUCAAGGGAAGGAAAACGCAAUCCUUCCGAGAGACUCCCCGAGAUAUUCCUUUUAAAGUAUUGUUUUUGUUCAAUAAGCAACAGACAAGCAAACAAACCCUCUCUGGAAACAACCUCUAAAACCUCUUUUUACACUAAUCACUCAGCCAUGCUCACGCUCACCCGUCUGACAUUUGUCCAGUUCACUUGCGUUUUGAUCUCCACUGCUGUCAGUUGCACAUUUCAGAGAGAACCGGAAGUGGGUGGGGUCAGUACAAAAGAGGAGGGGCUAGAGACGAACCAGAUUUCAAUGAAAUUCCACGCGUUCGGCUCCACUCAGAUGCCAUUUUUAAACGUUCAUAUUUUAUAAUCCAAUUGGAGUGGAAGUUGAAUUUCUAGCGAUUGGUUUCAUUUGGUGGGGAAACUGUUUUUAUUAAGUGAUGUCAUUAUAAGCUUUGUUUUGUUAUACUAUUUAUUACGGAAAUUGUAAUUUGUACCUGAAAUUAUGGCUUGGUCGUAGAGCUGCUCGCACCACUAGAGCAAAAGAUUCCUGGAAGUUUCUAAGAAAUGUCUAAUAGUGAAAAACUGCUCAUUUUCUUAUGCCAACAUACUUCGGACUGUUUUAGCACCAUGUUUUAAUUUGAAGUCAAACACUAUUUACUCUGGCAGCUUUUCGAUGCGUCAAAUGCCAAAUCUUCCUCUCAAAGUUGAUCAAAUGCUGAGGACUCUCACCCGCACCGAUGUGUUUCUCUGAGGGAUUCCUUGACGUUUAUUUAGUGCUGUUCAUCUCGUUUUAUAUCUCGAUUCUAUUUCGCCCAUCACGUCCUGCUUAUGUCUGUGUUUCGGUGCACUAUAUUCAUUUUCUUUAUAUACAGUAAAUAUAUGAAUAUACUCAUUGUAAUGUUUUCCUUUUUUAAAAACAUACUAGUGAUGUAUGACAUUAUUGUUUUUUGUUUUUCAUCAAUUACAAGCAAUACAUUUUUCCUACAAGACAUACAGGAAGAGAUUCUUGAUCUCCUGGUUUCGUCUAUUUUUAAAGGUUGAAAUUCAUGACAUUAAAAUGAUUUCCGAGAGCAGCGUGGUGUGAGACGCCCGUCUUAUAGUCUUGCAUUAUCCUGGUGUGUAUAUCUGUAGUUUUUGCUGUAACAUAUUAGAAGCAUUUUUAAAUCAUUUAAAGUAUACAUAGCAGUCCUUUUAUGAUUGCAUCUGUUUAUAAUUUGUUUCGUAGGUACAUUUGUACGUGCGUCCGUCUCAUUUUCAUCAGUGCAUUCUUUUUGUCUUUUCUUUGAGGGUUUUCAGUCUCUCUGUCCCAUUUCCACUGAUUGCUAAAACAUUUACAAGAAUGAUCUGUUCUCAGAGGGAAAAAGCAUUCGAUAAAAAAGCCCAACAGACAGGAUUAUUGUUUUGAUGUCAGCAUUGAUGGACAAAAGCGGUGUAAAAAUGUCUUGUACAUUAAUGUUUUUUGCUUGGCAUGCACAUAUCUUCUAGUCUGAUUCAUUUGCUCUUGCGGCAUUAGGGCAUCAGAUUUUGAGAAUAAAACUUGAGAAUGUACUUUGACGUGCUGAGAUCAAGAGCAUCAUUAGGUACUAGACAGUGCAUUUCGGUCUAUUAACAGUAUUGGGCCGAUGUUCAUUUCUUGUGUAAUAUAAAAAUCAAUGGUACAGACACCGAUUUAAAAUUGAGGCCCAGUCUAUAAUGAAACAGUAUAUAUUUGUAUUUCACAUUAAAAAAUCUGAUAUUCUGUAAUGAGGGAUGUCGACACCAGUGUUUGAUGAGAAUUGGCUCAUGUAGUUUGACAGCAGAUGGACAGAUGCCGUCUGGUUUUAGCUUUUAGAAACGUCCUUUGUGUUCGUCUGUUCUUUUUGAUGUUUUUGUUAACUGUAUUGUAGUUUCUUUCAUAUGAUUUACUAUCUUGUACAUUUGUCAUAAUAAAAAUGAAAUUAAACAUGUUUAA
Pimephales promelas (fathead minnow) is the source of this 8012-nucleotide messenger RNA. It is a transcript of the gene rsf1b.1, whose product is annotated as remodeling and spacing factor 1b, tandem duplicate 1. NCBI's taxonomy places the organism in Eukaryota, Metazoa, Chordata, Actinopteri, Cypriniformes, Leuciscidae. Gene Ontology annotation, cellular component: RSF complex. Gene Ontology annotation, molecular function: histone binding. Gene Ontology annotation, biological process: negative regulation of DNA-templated transcription. The record is from RefSeq and is a predicted model, not a curated record.